Chaetomium strumarium is the source of this 2241-nucleotide messenger RNA. RefSeq lists its product as uncharacterized. Gene Ontology annotation, cellular component: nucleus. The transcript has 2 exons. The record is from RefSeq and is a predicted model, not a curated record. The coding region runs from base 173 to 2116 and encodes 647 amino acids. Gene Ontology annotation, molecular function: RNA polymerase II cis-regulatory region sequence-specific DNA binding; DNA-binding transcription factor activity, RNA polymerase II-specific. NCBI's taxonomy places the organism in Eukaryota, Fungi, Ascomycota, Sordariomycetes, Sordariales, Chaetomiaceae. Gene Ontology annotation, biological process: regulation of transcription by RNA polymerase II.
CAAACCUCUCUGCACAUCAAACUCAUAUCACUCUGACCCUCUCAAUUCUUGCUGGCUCUGAGUCUCUUUGUCCCCCACUCCAUCGAGCGAGAGACCCAGUUUGCGCUUCGACGGUCCAAAGCAUCAGACAGCCUUUGUCGUCGAGCACAGCUUCUCUCUCCCGUCUCGACCCAUGUCGACACUCUUCAAUAUGGACGCCGUCUACGACCCAUCCCCACAAGUCGCUCGGACAACGGCCUCUCCUGACUCAGCCCAGGUGGAACAAGAGUUGAUAGCUGGUAUGAGCGCCCUGCGCAGCCAUGACGGUGAUGCUGGCAGCCAGCGAGCCUAUGUGCCAAGCCAAUGGAGCGCCUGCCUCGGGUCACAAGCGGGCAGCGACGACUUUGACAACUACGCGCUUCACAACUCACCGACAAUGACAUACGUCCAGCAUCACGAGAACUCGGCUCAGUCUUCCCCGCGCUGCUGGGACUCUCCAGAGCAGCUUGGGCCUACGCCUUGGGAGGCAGCGACAGAGCAACUUCAUAACCAGUACCCUGGACUGGACCCCCGGCUUUCAGGCGCGAUCUAUCUCCCUGGCAAUCUCAACAACACAGUGCCAACAUCGUAUCCUACCGAUCCUGUACCCUUUGUCCCUUCCCAGAGCUUUGACGGGUCCCAGAUUGUGCACCAGCGUGGCCAGAGUCCAGCAAAACAGAGUCCGGUUGGUUAUCAGCCUUCGCCAAAAGAGGGAUCUCCCUUCACCAGCAGCACCAACCCCCCCGAAAGUCGUCAUCCUCUAUCGCCCUGGACCACCGCGACGCUUGGGCUGUCCACAGGAUACGGCAUGCCGAGUUCUCCUAGCGACCGAGCGAGUCACCAGGCUGCGGUCGAGUUCACGGCCACGGGUCACCGGAGUCGAAGACCUCCAAGAGCUCGAGCUCGAGCUCGAGGCGCAACGCACAGUUCUAAUGGCAAGGAAGAACCCUACGCAAAGCUAAUCUAUCGCGCGUUCUUGAGCACUCCUCGUCGGGCCAUGACUCUGCAAGAGAUCUACCAAUGGUUCCGCGAGAACACCGACAAGGGCAAGACCGAGAGCAAGGGCUGGCAGAACAGCAUUCGACACAACCUGAGCAUGAAUAUGGCGUUCACUAAACGUGAACGUAAACUCGGUAGCUGUAAAGACGGCGACGCUGAAAGCGGCUACGGAAGUGGCAGCCAAAGCGACGGCAGGAAGGUCAGUGAGUGGUAUCUCGAGCCUUGGGCGGCCGAGGGUGUGCAGAGCACCACCAAAUACCGCAAGCACAGCAGCCGCCGCCGGACAACAAGCUACGGCGGAUUCGCCUCAGGAGCUCGCAUCUACCGGAGCUAUUUUGCUCCCCACCCCUCCAGCAGAAGGACAGGCAUCGCGAAUGGCAUCCUCGCGGGCAGAACAGUCCGUUCUGCCCGCCAGGCCUUCGCUGCUGCGUCCUCGCGUAGCAACACUGGUGUCGAUCUCAAUGCCGGCGCGCUUCAGCCAUACCACUUCUCCCCACCGCCGCAGCAGCACCUCCGCCAACCUUACAUCUCCCACCUCCUUGACACCGACCCUUCCAAUGCCACGUCACCCUACGGAACAGAGACGACAGAUGCGACAACGACACCGUCUUUCUUCGCUCGCCACAGCCCACAAGCAAGUCAGACCGGUAACAAUACCAUGGACUUCGGCUACCCAGACCCGCAGCUCUUCUCAAUCGGGGGAACAGCAGGACGCGCGUCAAGCGAGCCGGGCGGAGCAGCGCUCGACAUGGACAACAACGAGCCCGUCACACCCGAGCCCGCCUCGUACGGGGAUGAAGCCGGCAUGGUGCCAGGUCCGAGGGGCGUCGGAUAUCGUCAUCACCACCAACAACAACUGGGCAGCCAUGAGAACCAGCAUACGCUGUCUUCCGCGUACCCUGCUCUGCAAAUGUACGACGAGAUGGUGGACCGCUACCAAGGGUGGGACGGCCCUGGGCCUGUUGUAGGGAUGGGCAACAUGGAUGCUGGGGAGAUGGAUAUGAGUGUGGAGGGGGUUUUCGGUCUUGAGCAGGGAUACAGCAACAAUUGCCUGGACAGCGGGAAUCACGGGCCCGCCGAAAGACAACUGGAGAUUUGACUUUCGACUGAUUCAGACUGUGGGAUUUUUUUUUUACAGUAUUAUUGUUAAUGAUGGCUUGGCUCUACUCGGAUGGAUGGGAUAAGGGGGUCGGGUGGCCAGUAUGCUUUUUCUUGUCCUUUCUC